AUGGCAACAAGGAAUCGAAGAAACAGUGAAAAUUCUGAUUGCAGCUUAGAGACAUCUAUAGACUCGGAUGAGUUUUUAUUCCGAGAGUGCUCACAUUCCAUUCUCUUGUUGAUGGGCCUGAAUAACUUAAGGACAGAGUAUGCGUUUUGUGAUGUCACUCUCUGUGUGGAUGGCCAGGAGUUCCUGUGUCACAGAGUAGUCUUGGCUUCCUUCAGUCCUUACUUCAAGGCAAUGUUUUCUGGAGAGUUGGCUGAGAGUAAACAAGAAAAAGUUUCAAUCAAUGGCGUGGAGGCAUCCAUGAUUGAGAUGCUUAUCAAGUAUGCGUAUACAUCUGAGAUUUGGAUCACAAAAACAAACGUGCAGUCAUUGUUGUCAGCUGCGAAUCUCUUAGAGAUACUUCCCGUUAGAGAUGCUUGCUGUCGUUUCAUGGAGAAACACAUGGACGCCUCUAACAGUAUCGGCAUCCAUUGCUUUGCCGAGGCUCACUCUUGUACCGAACUUCAAGAGAAAUCCAAGGUUCACGUGCUGGAAAAUUUCACUGAUGUGAUAAAGCAUGAGGAAUUUGUAAAACUUUCGCACAGCAAACUCGUAGAGUUCAUUAGCAACGAUGAGUUGAAUAUCAAACAGGAGGAAUGUGUGUUCGAUGCCAUCAUGGCCUGGUUCAAUGCAAAUCCUGAGAAUCGUAGACAGUAUUUUGAAGAAGUUUUCACUCAUAUUCGUCUUCCAUUAGUAAGUGCCUACUUUCUGCAUGAUUUUGUGGAGGUGCAGUCUGCUGUCAGACAGUCUGAAGUCUGCAGAAAGCUUGUGGAUGAGGCGAAAAAUUACCAGUUACUUCAAGACAGACGAGGUCAGCUUUACAGUCCUAGGACAAGACCCCGAAGGUCAACAGGAACAAUAGAAGUGAUAGUGGCUGUUGGCGGUGAAGAUGACAAAGUAGUGUUGAGGAGUGUUGAAAGUUAUGAUCCGCAGAAAGACCAGUGGAAAACCUUGGCCUGCUUACCAUUUGCAGUCAGUAAACAUGGACUUGUUGUCUCUGGAAAUAAUUUCAUGUACAUGUCUGGUGGUGAAUUCCCUGAUGGUUCUGCCAGUAAGGAUGUCUGGAGAUAUGACCCAUCGUUUGACCAUUGGUUAGAAAUGGCACCAAUGAAUGUUCCAAGAUCAGAACUGGGUUUAGCUAUUGUGGAUGGUUCCAUAUUUGCAGUGGGUGGCUGGGAAGGGUCCGCUAGACUAGAAUCGGUGGAAAAAUACGACACAUGGACUAAUAUAUGGAUGUUUGUGUCACCUAUGAAAAUAGCAGUUACUAGCCCAGCGGUGGUGGCUCAUGAAGGGCUACUCUACGUAACAGGUGGUGCGGUGUUAGAGGACGGUGAUGGUAUCGAUCUAGUUCAGUGUUACAAUCCUAAAACAGAUCGUUGGAAAGAAUUAUCAGCAAUGCUCAUACCUAGAUCGGGAUCAGCGGCAUGCGUACUUAAUGAUCAUAUUUACAUAAUUGGAGGCUGGCAUGCUUCAACCGAGAAUACCAACAAAGUAGAAAGGUACGACCCUAAAAAGAAUGAGUGGGAGAUAAAAGCACCGAUGCAUGAGAGACGAUACAGACCUGGUGUCGCCGUAAUUGAUGGUAAAAUAUAUGUGCUAGGAGGCGAAGAAGGAUGGGACAGACAUCACGACACCAUAGAAUGUUACGAUGAAAGCAAAGACUGUUGGGAAAUAGUCGGCGAGAUGCCAAGCAGUCGGAGCUGGCUGAGUUGUGUAGCUAUGCAAACCAGGAAAGAUCUACCAAACAAAGACGCAAAGGUGACUUCAUGUAUUGUCUAACACCUGACAACAUCACAGAAUGUCAAGCAACACAAGCCACUAGAUUUCCAAAAGGUUUUGUCUGUCACCAUUCAACCUAUCCCAAGAGUACCCAAGAUUUUAGUAAUACAUGUCUGAAUUGAACUCUCUGUAAAACCUUACACCUAUUUAAACCAGACACAACUAUAGACUUGGUUGUAUAAAAUACCUGUAUGCGCCUAAAAACUAAAGCUAAAGAGGUACUGUAACGCUACAUGUCCCACCCAACAUGUAGGAAUGUUUGCAUGGCAACCAAUGCUGUUAGAAUGCAAGUGAGCAAUUUACAGGCUGGCUAAAUAUGUACACCACAUACAGCAUUGUGUCUGAUGAUAACAGUGUACCUUUUAGACAGGUUUUAAUGUAUUAACAUAUGAUGCAUUUAUACAUACAAGCUGAAAAAGAUGUUCAAAUUCACAUAGUAUUUACUGGUAUUAACAGGAGUAUUUAGAUCACAGACUUACUGUACCUGCCAUUUUGUUUCAAACACAGCAACCUUGCCAGCUAAUGUGCUGACUGGUUUGCCUUGCACAUUUCGAGACCCGUACAUUACUAGAACAGAUUAAGUCAAACCAACUUCAACAGGAGAUGUCAAACUAAUGGUAAAGGACUUAAUAGAUAAUCAUGGGUGUGAUUACCUUUUAAUUUAUUUCAUUUUGUAUAAAUUGCUAUAUGAUGAAUGGCAAAGUUACCCAAACAAAAUGUAUGUAGUGAUACCAGUACAGUCUGAAAUACAGUCGCUAAUUUGAGUCUAGUACAUGACUCAAUGCUGGUAAAUGCAUACAUGCAGGCAAAUGACACACCCUUAUAAAAUGGUUUGACCGAGCCAGUUAGCAACAUAGCAGACAAUCUUGCUGUUUUGAUAUGGCAGUCACAGUACCACAUUAAGUUCUAUACUUAAAUUUGUAUUAUCGGAUAUAUUUUGUUUGUAGUUUUUGACGUAUGAAGUAUCAUACAUCUGGCAGCUAUAGCAAUAGAAUUAAUUUGUCUGACAACGUUCGAUGCCUGUUAGGAACAUGUUUGAAUGUCUUCCGUAUUUGAAAAAUAUGAUUCAUAUUUCUAUCACAUUUGAACCCUUUCGUUUGUUUACAUCAGAUGCAGCAUGUUUUGCUGGUAUUUUGAGGUUUUUUAUAUUCCACUAAAUUAUGAUUACAUGCAGAAACAAAUUUUGGGUUAUUAUGAUAAUACCACUCGGGCAAUGUACAGGGUCAUAUUGACUUCCGCUAUGCCUUGGUUGAUAUGUUGGCCAAACUGCCGAAGUGCAUGUUUUGCGGUAUUCUCGUAAUAGCUUCAUAAUACAUGUAUGUGUCACACACCAAAUAAAUCAUUGCGAUGUAAGAUAUCGGGGCAGAAGUUGUUUGCAAAACAGCCGAACAUUACAUUGAGUUUUCAAAAUAUCAGAGUGUCUUCAAAUCUACAAGACACAUCAAAUUUUCUGACUGACAUUUCUAAUGCGGCUAAUCAAAAUUUUAUAAGAAGCAUUUCCGUAGGAGCACCCACCCCCACCUCUCGUCUUUUCUUCAACAUGUGCCUUUCUUUUAACUCGAUAUAGAAACUGAAAACAUCUGUUGCCAUUGUUUCAAAGCACACUUGGAACAUUGUUCUUCCUAUGUUGGUUUUGUAUAAAUAUUACAGCAGUGAUUUUAUGUCACAAUUAUGAUAAUAAAUCAAAAUACACAAAGUGGAAAACAUAAAACUAUGGACAAGGAUUAUCUUGCAGCUGAGUCCCUUUUAACAGUAAUAAUUUUCAGUAAUAUACCUCAAUAUUUGCUGUGCUAAAUAGACCAAUUUCUGUUCAUGGCAAGAUCAUGCGUUAUGUAUAAAAUAGAACAUAAAAACGGAAUGAAUAAAGGUCAGACGUUGGGGUUGAAGCCAGCCAAUAUGUGAAAAAUGCAGAAAAUUAACUUUUGUGUGAUUUAUAAUGUAUCUGUCACAUAGAGUGUACGUUUAUGUCAAGACUUACAAGUCAAACGAGCAAAUAUAUUCAGGUAUAUAACACGCAUAGUACCAUAUUUACUAUAUUAGUAGCACAUCCACUUAUGUAAAUGACAGAUGCGGCCAUUAUCAUAAUAAGUCACAAGCACUGAACUGUUAGGCAUUAUUUUCAACACUCUGUGACAAUAACCUCAUAGUUUCUAUGCUCAUAAACAAAUAUAUUGAACUGACUCUUUCUAAGCCACAAUUGAAAAAAAAAAGUACAGAAGCAAGUACUUCCUUCAUUAUUAGUAUUACAGAGUACA
Saccoglossus kowalevskii is the source of this 4070-nucleotide messenger RNA. Its product is annotated as kelch-like protein 24. Lineage: Eukaryota; Metazoa; Hemichordata; Enteropneusta; Harrimaniidae. The record is from RefSeq and is a predicted model, not a curated record. Gene Ontology annotation, molecular function: protein binding.